This is a messenger RNA of Ectocarpus sp. CCAP 1310/34, 1502 nucleotides long. Lineage: Eukaryota; Phaeophyceae; Ectocarpales; Ectocarpaceae. The record is from the annotation of a GenBank genome assembly.
UGUCACGCGAGCCAGCUGCUUUGUGUGCUGUGUUUGCACCUCGACACUCGCUGUGUGUGUGGUGUGCGGCAAGGAUGGCGACAACACUCAACAGGAUUAUCAACCACAAGGCUAAGUGGCAUCUCAUCGAUGCCAGAGGACAGAUCGUAGGCCGACUCGCGGCCCAGAUCGCUCCCAUCAUCCGCGGGAAGCACAAGCCGACCUUCUGCCCGAACGACGACUGUGGCGAUGUCGUUGUCGUCGUCAACGCCAAUGCGGUGGAGUUCACAGGAAACAAGUGGCAAAAGAAGCUUUACCGAUGGCAUUCCGGUUUUCCUGGCGGGUUAAAGGAACGGCCGGCGGACGACCAGCUUGUGCGCAAGCCAGAAGAGAUCCUGCGCCGGGCGGUUAUGGGGAUGCUGCCGAAGAACAGCCUCCGGAAGCGGAUGGUGACGAAGCUGCUGAUCUACCCGGGGCCCUCGCACCCCCACGACGACAGGCUGCCGACGGACUCAGCCCAGUCUCUCCUGGAGAAGAGCGAUCGCAAGGUGAUCGACAGACGGCCCGCUGACAUCAAGAAGUACCAGGACGACAACUACAUCGAGUGGCCAUAGCAUGGCCCCUGAUUGCGCUAAUCUAGUGGCCGUAGCAUGGCCCUUGAUGACUCUUGUGUAGCGGGCCGGCUGUGGUCGGUAUGAGUGUGAUGACGGUUUUUGCUUUCCUGGCGCGAAACACGCUCGGAUAUCUGUGCGUUAUUCCUGGGGUAGUUUAUUUUUUGAGGCGCGGGGAUGAUUUAGCCGGGGAGAGGCUUAGUGGAGGUGAUGAGGAGUGCCCGACGCGGUUCGUCUAGUGACCACACCGCAACGACCGCCAUCUGUCACAUGUAUGUGUGGCACAUUUUGGAGUGUACAAGCAAGUGUCGAGAGUAUUGAUAGCCGUUUUCAUUUGGGGACCGGUCAUGGGUCGAAUCAUUGAUCCUUAGGCGAUGGCUGAGUUGUAAGGUUGGCUCACGGUAUGUAGUAGUGCCGCAGCCCCCGCAGCAUGUUUUGUCGAUUUGUUCUUGGAGGGAAGAGCCGAACAUUGAAGGGGGCAAUAGUGAGGUGGGAGAUGGGGGAUGAGGGCGUUGUUGAGCGCAUAGACCUCGAACGCGAACAAAUCCAAGCAAACAAUCUCCACGUCGGCUUUUCGUCCUAUAGCAACUCUUGGCCGGGGGGGGAUAGGUCGGGGAGGGGGCAGGCAUUUGCAGUUAGCUUUCUUCGCCGCCAAAUAUGGCGCACUAACAUCCAAACGAUGCAGCGUCCACCAGGCAAUAACGCAGCCGUAGCACUUGGCAAGAGUUGGCAUGUGUUUUGUGUACUUGUUGCUGCCGGCAGCUGAUGUCUUUAUGACGAAUAUAUGUUGCCCGCGAUUGUGGUGACAAAUAUGGGGCGCCUUCUUACUUUCACUUCAUACAACGUCAUUCAGACGACGACCGGACAGUUUUCCGGCAUUAGCAAACAACAGGUGUUGUGCCGAAAAUGGAU